UAACCAUUCAUAGAUCCAUAAUAUUGCGUAGUUAUUAAUUACUAUUAACAAUAUUCCACUUUAAAAAUUCAUAAACUAGCAGACAAAUUUUGAAUCCGUGAAAUAAAAAAUGGCCACAGAGCGAGUGUCAGUUUUAAGAUAACCUAAAAAUAUACUAUAUAUUUUUAAAGAGAAUUUUCUUUACAAAUAGUAUCUAGUUUAAAAUGAUGAUAAAGAAAAUUAUAAAUAGCGCAUGUUUCCGGAAAAGUUUAAGAUUUGAGAAAUCUUUUAAGGAAAUAGGAAGGAGAAAUUAUAGCAAGGAACAAAAAAUUUCUUACCCCAAGAGAAUAUUUUCUGGGAUUCAGCCAACAGGAAACGUGCAUUUAGGGAAUUAUUUAGGAGCGAUUCAGAAUUGGAUCGAUUUACAAAAUUCAGGGGAAGAUGUAAUUUGGAGUAUUGUCGACAUGCACUCGAUUACUUUACCACAAGAUCCGAAGGAAUUGAAAAGAAGUAUUUUUUCGAUGGUUGCAACUUUAUUGGCUUGUGGUGUUGACCCUAAAAAAAGUAUAUUAUUUCAACAAUCCACGGUUCCAAUGCACGCAGAAUUAUGUUGGAUUCUUGGAUCAAUCACAACAAUUCCGAGACUUGGUCGCUUGCCUCAAUAUAAAGAAAAAAGUGCAACAGUCAAAGACGUUCCUCUCGCUUUAUUUAUUUACCCAGUAUUGCAAGCUGCUGAUAUUUUAAUUUACAAAGCAACACACGUGCCGGUUGGAGAAGAUCAAGUCCAGCAUUUAGAAUUGUGUCAGGAUUUAGCCCGAAAAUUUAAUAGUACUUUUGGGGAAACUUUUCCAGUACCAACGACUAUUAUCAGCAAUGACGCGAAACGGAUAAAAUCUUUACGUGAUCCAAAUAGUAAAAUGUCAAAAUCUUGUCCGGAUUCUAAAAGCAGAUUAGAUUUAAUCGACGAGCCGAAAGUUUUGUUGAAUAAAGUGAAAAAGUCGGUGACGGAUUUUACAUCCGAAGUUACUUACGAUCCGAAAAAUAGGCCAGGAGUUGCGAAUUUGGUCAAAAUUCAUUCUCUCCUCACCGGAAAAUCCCCGGAGAAAAUUUGCGAGGAAGCCCAAGGAAUUGAUACUGGAAGAUACAAACUCGUCCUCGCAGAUGUCGUAAUCGAAAAAUUGAAUCCGAUUCGAGAGCGAAUUCUGCAAUUACUUUCCGAGAAACAAUACUUGGAGCAGAUUUUAAAAGAAGGUGCCGAAAAAGCGACGGCGAUCGCAACCCCGAAUUUGUUUGAAAUUCGGGAGAAAAUUGGUUUCGGGAAUGAGAACUUAAUUCUAGAAAUGCCAAGGAGGUUGAGAGAAAAAAGGGCCUGAAAAUAUCUCAAGACUAUUAGUUACAACUUUAAUUUUAGGUGUAAAAAAUAACGAUACUUUGUACAAAGCCUUAUUUAAAUAUACUUUAGUGUUUUUAAUUCA
This is a messenger RNA of Belonocnema kinseyi, 1454 nucleotides long. RefSeq names its product tryptophan--tRNA ligase, mitochondrial (gene TrpRS-m). The transcript is spliced from 6 exons. Bases 204 to 1352 code for a protein of 382 amino acids. Gene Ontology annotation, biological process: mitochondrial tryptophanyl-tRNA aminoacylation. Gene Ontology annotation, cellular component: mitochondrion; mitochondrial matrix. The record is from RefSeq and is a predicted model, not a curated record. NCBI's taxonomy places the organism in Eukaryota, Metazoa, Arthropoda, Insecta, Hymenoptera, Cynipidae. Gene Ontology annotation, molecular function: ATP binding; tryptophan-tRNA ligase activity.